This is a messenger RNA of Gymnodraco acuticeps, 2447 nucleotides long. It is a transcript of the gene plp2, whose product is annotated as proteolipid protein 2. Bases 259 to 723 code for a protein of 154 amino acids. The transcript is spliced from 5 exons. The record is from RefSeq and is a predicted model, not a curated record. NCBI's taxonomy places the organism in Eukaryota, Metazoa, Chordata, Actinopteri, Perciformes, Bathydraconidae. Gene Ontology annotation, cellular component: membrane.
CUUCCUCCUCCCUCGCUCCCUCCACACACACACACACACACACUCUGAAAGCAGCGUUUCUACGGAGCUGGUGUGGUCGUGGCUGAACAUUUCCCAGAGAUUUAUACCUCGGAGAAGUUGAUUCAUCCGGAAAAAACCUCCCCACAGAGGGACUACUUUUCCUCCUGUUGCUACAUUUCUUAUUCUACGCGCGUCGGUUUUCUGGGCAUAAAGGCUCCAACACGAACACACACUCGGUGUUUUGAUACAUUUUACAACAUGGGAGAUACCAACGCAGACAGCACCGGGGCCAACUUUCUGCAGAAGCUGAAGGAUUACGUGAAAACACCGAAGGGAGUGAUCCUGGCGGCAGAAAUAGUCGUCAGCUUGAUCGUCAUCAUCUGCUUCGCGUCCUCAAACUAUGGAGGAUACUCCACGGUGGCCAUCUGCAAGAUGAUCUUCGCCAUCAUCUUCUUCGUCAUCUUCAUGAUGGAGAUCGACAAGCAGAUCCUCGUGAUCAACUGGGUCUGGACCGAUCUGUUACGUGCCGGUAUCGGAGCCGUGCUCUACAUCAUCGUCUCUCUGGUGUCUGUGAUUGGAGGAACCGGUGACGGCGCUCGAAUUGCAGGCGGGGUUUUCUGUCUGAUCGCGGGUCUGCUGUUUUCCUACGACACCUACACCAUCUUCCUGCACAUCAAGACCAUCAGGCAGCACACGGCAGCCUCCACCGAAGACAGAGUUUAAACCUCUGCCAGGAUUGAAGAGGACUGUGUGCAGAAUGGAGGCGUGGAUCAGAGAGGACGACGGACAGUGAAAAUCAAGAGGUCUCAGUUUAAUGCCGCUGUACGCUGUGGACGGUACUGAACAUCUGUGCCUGCACAUCAACCUUUACUCCAACCUCAAUAGAGUGGUGCAGAAAUUAGUUAGCAUUUUAGCACUCCCUGUUCCCUCGUCGCAAAGUCAAGGUUUUUUUUCUGUAUGUGUUUUUGUUAGAAGCCUAAAAUAAGGUAUGUGGUUUACAUAAAUAAAAGUAUUGAAUUGAACACAAGCUGAAGGGAUUUUAAAGAGGCCCUAUUAUGCUUUUAGGGGGUCUUCCCUCCCCCCCCCAAAAAACGCCUCCGUUGGACUCCUUUGUUUACUUCAGGAACAUUAUGACAUCACUGUGUAACACUCACGAUCCUAUUGGCUAGCGCUCAGACACAUUGUACGUGAUAGACUAAGGGGCGGGACAUCUCUAAGUGGUUGACCAAUCACAACAGAGUCAGCCAGCUAACCAAUCAGAGUAGACUGGGCUCUGGUUUCAGACAGAGGGUGAAAAGAGGUGCUGCAGCACAGGCAGUAUGAGACAAAUAAAGAGCUUUUUGAACAUUAAAACAUGGAGACAUGUCCCAGUAGAGGCACAAAAUAAGAAUCUAAGAAUUGGGCCCCUUUAAAGUUUUGUUGUACGACAUCAAAUACGUCAGUUAAUAGCCGCUGGUGAAUUAAAAAACAUGGUUGCUAAUACGUGUCUAAAUGAGAUUUAGCCUUAGCCGCCUUUAGCUUAGCGGUGGUGAUGAGAAGUCAUGUGACCGUGCUGUAUAACCUUUUUACUUCUGGAGAUUGCGUUUAAGUUUCAUCUAUUAAAAAAAGUAGAGUCAAUAUUUGGAGUUUAUCCUGCUGAACAAAACAUGUAAGAAUACUUUCUGCAAUAUUCCAAAAUCCAAUGGAAAAAUCCCAUUGACUUUGAGUCGAGGGAACCAGGGAGAUGCUGCCUUCAGGGUCAGACUACAAAAAUACGUCUUCACUGCACCACUUUAUGUACCUCUGAUUAAGAAAGGGAAACUGUACAUAAUAGGCAAUGGUUGUUUAAUACACAUGUCUACUGUUAAUGGACCGCUGUAGUAGUUUUACACAUGGAUGGGUAGUUUAGGUGUAACAUCGUAAUUCAGUGUUUCCAGUGGUUUGCUAAACACUGUUAUUUAAUCUUUGCUCUUUAGAGUGUGUACGGUGCCUUAAAGUCAAAUUAACCAGUUUCUUCUUCUUAUAUUCUUGAAGUGUCCUACAGUCAUUCAUCAGCAGUAUUCUGGCUGCACUAAUUCAGUAUCCGUUAACAACACGUUCCUCAUUUUAAGCACAGUGUCAUCCUCCACUUUGAUUUUUGCUCAGGUUGUUUUAUUUUCUUCCUUUUUUAAUGUGCAAAAUAGUUUUCUUUUGACAUUUUUUACAGUCCAGUAGUGAAAUAAACUUUCUUUUUGAAGAGGCACACAGAAAAAGGAACAAUAGGUAGAAUUUUCUGAUGUGAAUGUCACAGUUUUAAUACUCUCUGUAACCGUUUCCUCUUCCCUUUCGUGGUUAUUUAAGUAAAACAUUCCCUUGUUAUGAUUAUAAUUUUUUUUCUAACAUGCUUUACAAGAGUCUGCCGUUUGUCAUUUCUAAAUUCAAAGCAGCCUUGCUUUGGGAAAUAAAAGCCAUUGUUACUACAAAGAAAA